UCUGUCCAUCUGUACCUCCAUCCACACCUUCUCUCCAUCUUUACCUCCGUCCACACCUUCUCUCCAUUUUUCCUCCGUCCACACCUUCUUUCCAUCCACACCUUCUCUCCAUUUUUACCUCCAUCCACAACUUCUCUCCAUCUUUACCUCCGUCCCCACCUUCUCUCCAUCCACACCUUCUCUCCAUCUUUACCUCUGUUCUCAUCUUCUCUCCAUCUUUACCUCCGUUCUCAUCUUCUCUCCAUCUUUACCUUCAUCCACACCUUCUGUCUGUACCUCCAUUUUCUCCAUCUUUACCUCCAUCGACACCUUCUUUCCAUCGACACCUUCACUCCAUCUUUACCUCCAUCCACACCUUCUCUCCAUCCACACCUUCUCCUCAUUUUUACCUCCAUCAUACACCCAUUCUCUCCAUCCACACCUUCUCUCCAUCUUUACCUCCAUCCACACCUUCUCUCCAUCCACACCUUCUCCCCACGUUGUCCUGUGUUCACACGUGACAUCACUUCCUGUGCAGAGCUUCCAGAGGUGUUCCUGCUCCAGAAGACGCCGUCCUCUCCGGUCAGCUGCAUGGCGACAGGUUUCUACCCCGACGGUGCCGACCUGUUUUGGAGGAAAGACGGCGAGCAGAUCUUCGAGGACGUGGAGCACGGAGAGAUACUCCCCAACCACGACGGAACCUUCCAGAUGUCGGUGGCGCUGAAAGUGGAGGUGACGGCCGACGUGGAGGGCAAGUACGAAUGUGUGUUUCAGCUGUCAGGCGUCAAGGAGGACUUGGUCACCAAGCUGGAGAGAAGAAGCAUCCUGAGCAACGCAAGCCAUGAAGGUGAGAAAGACACAUUUAGUUGGAGAUGUUUCCCAUCACAAGUCCACCUGUCACCAUUAUUGAUCCAUGUCACCAUGACAACGCUUGACGUCUGCAUGCAAAGUAGUCAUGAAGGUUUCCUCUUCAUGCUUUGUCACUCCACUUGUGCUUUUUUGCUCUCCACAGACAACUUGAGCGUCGCCCUCGCUGCCACGGCGGCGGUCCUCGCUGUGGCGGCCAUCAUCAUCAUCAUCAUCAUCAUGGUCAUGGUCAGGCGUCACAGAAACAGACAAGGUGAGGGACGCCAAUGUCCUCUGUCUUCUUCUUCUCGGUGCACUCGGUCCAGGCCGUGAGUUGAUGCUUUCAUCCGGGCUGCAAAGGUGCGGCCAUCUUUUAGUUGCCUUCCAGCCAAACACUCAAAGAUCCACAGAGACAGAGCGCACACUCUCACGUAGAAACACGGCGUGACGUGAGGGGAAAAGUCCACUUCACCUUGUUUCUCUUUCAUUUCAGCCCAGUACGAUCCAGCUGGUAAGUAAAACAUCUUUUCUUUGAGCCGCAAGAAACAAAGCCGUGGUGAAGCGUCACUCACAUGGAGGUCUGAUGUGGACCUUUGUUACAAGUUUAGCCGGAAAAGCCCAACUGGAGCUGACUCCUUCACAAUAAAAGUCCCUCCUGUGAGCACACGCAAUACAAAGUCUGGCAUAUCUCACUUUUGACAGGAGUCCUCAUGAUGAGGAUCAGCCAAAUGAGACAUCAAGUGUGCUGACUCGUCAUGUUUCCAAGUCACACCUCAAAGAUCUGAUGUGAGUGACGAGGCACCUUCUGGAUGUUCUUCCUUCACCGUUUGCGUUUGUCCCGCAGCUCGCCACGGCGGCGUGGAGCUCGACGAGAACGUGCAGGCGGCUGAAGGCUGAGUAAGCUCACAUGGACUGUCUGCACCUCCAAAUGUUCUUGUGUGAAGAUGAUGUUCAACUUGGAUUCACCUGCUUCUGUCGGGAAUGUGCUGAGUGGUCUUCUUCCUCCAGGAUGCUUUGUGCACUGGAACACAGGGAGAUGUCUCCAUCGCUGAGGGACGUCAUCACACUCGGAGAUGAGAUGGAGAUGUGCUUUGUUCUUCGUCCGACUGCUCCUCACGCUAUUCCAUGUAUUCUUCUUUGGCCGUUAAAAGACUUUCAAGAUCAAACGUUGGUGGCUGUAAAAUCGCACGUUUCAUGGCCUUGACGUCAUGACGAGGAUUUCUUCUUUUCUUUCAAUGGCCGCUGCUUAUGAUCAAUAUCACAUUGUGUCACAUCUCUGUCAAUAAAUCCGUUUUUUCUCCA
Nerophis ophidion (straightnose pipefish) is the source of this 2127-nucleotide messenger RNA. RefSeq lists its product as uncharacterized. The transcript has a single exon. The annotation marks the transcript as partial. Gene Ontology annotation, biological process: immune response. Gene Ontology annotation, cellular component: external side of plasma membrane. Lineage: Eukaryota; Metazoa; Chordata; Actinopteri; Syngnathiformes; Syngnathidae. The record is from RefSeq and is a predicted model, not a curated record.